This is a messenger RNA of Aphanomyces invadans, 768 nucleotides long. RefSeq lists its product as hypothetical. Lineage: Eukaryota; Oomycota; Saprolegniomycetes; Saprolegniales; Verrucalvaceae. Gene Ontology annotation, cellular component: SNARE complex; membrane; endomembrane system. Bases 35 to 688 code for a protein of 217 amino acids. The record is from RefSeq and is a predicted model, not a curated record. Gene Ontology annotation, biological process: vesicle-mediated transport; intracellular protein transport; vesicle fusion. The transcript is spliced from 3 exons. Gene Ontology annotation, molecular function: SNAP receptor activity; SNARE binding.
GAGCUGCAAUCCGAAAGCGUUCGUCGAAACAACCAUGUCGGUGGCGGAAGUGUCGGCGGCGAUCGGGAACUUGGGUAAUGUAACCAAUGAGAUGAAGGACAAGGUGGGUCUGUUCGGGUCGCCCCUCGACACCCGUGCAAACCACGAGCUUGUGACGGAGCUCACAAAGCAAGGAAGGGAUAUCGUCCAAGCGGCCACGGCGAAACUGCAGUUGUUAGUGAACUCUGCAUCUGGGGCCGACAAGAGCGCCGCCAGGAAGCUGAGCAAAGAUUUUAAGGCACAACUGACGCUCUUCGAGCAAGUGUGUGCAAGAGCCGUCGCGUCGGAAAGCACCGCCGUUCAAUCGAUUCGAUCCACGUCCGUGCGCCGGGACACUGAACGCGACCUUGCCAACUACAACGAGGACCAAAUUUACACGCAAGCGAACGUCCAAGUGUACGAUGAAGAUGACUUGGCCCGUCGGGAGGAAGACAUAAUCAAGAUUCAUCACAAGCUCGGUGAAAUCAAGGCAGCAUUUCAAGAAGUCGAUGGACUUGUGCAAGAUCAAGAAGAAGUCAUCGUUGAAAUCCACGACAACACCACUGCGGCCGCCGACGAUGCGGCGGCGGCUCUAGGCCAGGUCCAGCAAGCCGACAAAAAGACAGGAUACGCCACGUGCACAUGUUGCUACCUGUGCGCGAUCAUGUAGCGAGCGUCGUAUCUAGCACGUUAAGGUGGCCUUCGGCCUUGCCCGGAAUCGAUUGCAUCAUGGGAGGAGUUUCAAACGCA